CUUGAGAGAGAGAGAGAGCGCGUGCACAUGGAGAGCUCAAUGUUGCAGGGAUUGAUAUACCCACCGACACCAAUCGUAACGAUAAUGUCUGCGAUAACAUUGGCGUUCUUAGGGAGCAAUGGGAUCGCUGAAAUGAGAGGAAAACAAUUGCAGUACUCCAAGUUCUGGAACGUCGGGCCUCGAAAAUCUACGUUCAAGGUUUCCGGAAGAACAGGCAUGUUCAUGGCUUAUUCUCCGGCGUUUCUAUUCGGCCUCGCCUCUUUCUUCCUUUUUCCGAACGGGGGUUUCAGGUUUAUGUUGGUUAAAUCUGCUCUUACCAUCCAUUUCUUUAAGAGGACCCUUGAGGUGCUCUUUGUCCACAAAUACAGCGGUUCGAUGUUUGUCGACGUAGCAACUAUGAUAUCUCUCAGCUAUUUCACCCAAACAGCACUCAUGAUAUACGCCCAACACCUGACCCGAGGGCUCCAGGAGCCCCUGGUUGACCUAACAUACGUCGGAAUCGCGAUUUUCCUCGCGGGGCUAAGUGGUAAUUUCUACCACCAUUGCCUCCUUUCUAGGCUGAGGAGCGAGGGUAACAAAGAUUACAAGAUUCCAAAGGGGGGCUUGUUCAAUUUGGUGAUAUGCCCACACUACCUCUUUGAGAUUCUAGGGUUUGUGGGAGUCUCUUGCAUUGCUCAAACGUUGCAUGCAUUCUCCUUUACUAUUGGCUCAGCUGUGGUCUUGAUGGGGAGGAGUUACGGCACUAGGAAAUGGUACCUUUCCAAAUUUGAAGACUUUCCCAAGGGUGUCAAGGCUGUCAUUCCAUUUGUGUUCUAGAGGGUCCGAAUAAAAAAAAUAAGGAUUUUAAUU
Molecule: messenger RNA, 849 nt
Organism: Rhododendron vialii
Lineage: Eukaryota; Viridiplantae; Streptophyta; Magnoliopsida; Ericales; Ericaceae
Product: steroid 5-alpha-reductase DET2-like
Exons: 2
Coding region: 28-816 (262 amino acids)
Biological process (GO): lipid metabolic process
Molecular function (GO): oxidoreductase activity, acting on the CH-CH group of donors
Source: RefSeq, a predicted model, not a curated record